CGGCAUGCAUCAAUGCGUGAUAGAAUCAUCAGAAAGCUGCCCAACUAGGGCAGCAAUCAUGAGCAUGUUGUCAAGUGCCAAGGAGACAUUUGAUGAAUACUGUUACCCCCGACAAUACAAGCAGGAUGGUUGUGACUUAGAAAUGGUGACUAAGUCACUGUCUGGCAUCAAUCAGCUGGCCACAUCUGCAGUAGUUUCCACAGAAGACAUGUGCAGCAAUACAAAGAAUGCUCUAGGCUGGGUGAAGAAGUUUUCUAGCGACUGCUCGGAUACUACCAUCGUCUCCAGCUACACCACAUACUUCGGUGGUGUUGUCGGCAACACCUGUCCCCGCCUCACCGUCGAGCUGUUCUGCGGCGCCUCUGCUCCCACAAACCGGUCAUGUGACUUCAAGAUGGCACAGUCUUGUGUCAGCAACAUUGAUCUGUCCAUUGAUGCAGAAGCAGACACAGAAAAUUUCUGCAGUGGCUUGUUGCAGAAUGUUACCUGCACACGCAACAAUCUCGAUGGAUGUUUGUCGUCCGAAAUUGCUAAAGUUAGCACUGAAGCUACAGCCAAUCGUGACAUCAUUUUAGCCAAGUCAUGUAGCAUUGAUGCUGAACUGUUGGACUUUGGUGGCGUAUGUACUGCUCGGCCAGUAUGUUCACUUUCUGGCGCCUACCGAUGUCUGGAAGAUCUGCUCACCCAGAACUAUGCCCUCAGUGAUUGCACCAUCCGGUCAGCAAAGAGGAACUGCAUGGCAACACAUCUCCAGGGAUGCAACCAAAUCCAGAUCUCCCUAGCAACGGCCAUGUUUAACAUCCUUCUACCGCCAUCAACCACCUGUCCUGCAGUCGUUCUAGCAACCAGCCCCUUCAGUUCAUCAGGCAGCACAUCUCAGCAGGAAAAGGUCACGUGUUUGACAGACCUGCUUACUUCCCUUGCUGCCUUCUCUGAAGAGUCAACACUAGCUCCCCGGCAUGACCUGUGUCGUGUCUUGAGUGACUAUACAGAUGGUUGUGGAAGAAAUGUUACAAUCAAUGUCGUGAAAGAGUUUGUUGAGACCAACUGUACUGAUGUUGUGGAGUGUCAAGCUGGAGAGAGUUUCUGCAGUGAUGGCAGCUGCUAUCCCACCAGCGGCAGAUGUAACAGCACCGCUGAAUGCAGUGAUGGGUCAGAUGAGGUGGACUGUGGUGUGGUAAGAGAUACAGCUUGUCAAACCAGAGAGGGAUCAUUCUGCGUGAUGAAACAACUAAGUUCAGCCAUAAUGAGCAAAUUCCUGUCUGUCGGGGACAAAAAGGCCAUGUGCAGCCAAAGUGUAAAGACCUCCCAAUGCAUCCAGGCCAGAACUAACACAUGCCCCAGAACGGUGAAGGCAGUGUUCCAGCAGACGUUGACCGUAUCGGAAGCCCUCAUAAAAUCCCAGGGGACAUGUGCUCCGCCACAGAUGUGUAUUGAAGAACACACAUUUCGCCUGCAUCAACCAGCUCGCCGUGGUUGUAGCUCAGACGGACAUUACCACAGGAACCAAGGACGUCCUUUGCAAUCAGUUCCUUAAGACCAAAUCAUGCGUGGAGCAGUUUAGUGCCACCUGUACAGAAGGUCCGUUGGGACGGAUCAUGAGUCAAUACAACUCGGUCAUCGCCCUCAUCGACGGAA
Messenger RNA from Haliotis rubra (blacklip abalone), 1638 nucleotides. RefSeq lists its product as uncharacterized. Lineage: Eukaryota; Metazoa; Mollusca; Gastropoda; Lepetellida; Haliotidae. Bases 5 to 1537 code for a protein of 510 amino acids. Gene Ontology annotation, molecular function: protein binding. The record is from RefSeq and is a predicted model, not a curated record. The transcript has 9 exons.